AUAAUGCAUACGCUAAAAAUGCCAAUAUUCAAUUGACCAACGAGAUCCCAGGCCGCGUAUCUCAUGAUAAUUCCCCAUGACUUCACCAAGCCAGAAUGAGGUUGCAUCGGAGAUAUGAGAAGCCCCCCGCCAAGCAAUACUUUGUUCUCUCGGCCCAAGGCUGAGAGAACGCCCGGGUUCGGUGUGACAGACCUUGAUCUUAUCUCGACAUUAUCUGAUACAGAUGGGCGAAUCAUUACCCAGACCGUCAAUCUUACAUGCAUAGAACUCCUUCUAGCGAGCUUCUGGAAAUGGAGCUUUGGUGGAGACGUGGUCACGAGGUUGUUGUUUUCUCUCUUGGCGGGAAGGAUAAACGGUGCCGAUGCUUCGGUGCUUCCGACUAUGGGGAAAUCGGUCUCCACCCGGCGGAUGACGGUCCGGGGUUAUGUCAGCAUCUCGGCCGACCAGUGCCGUCCGUAAGCUCCACAUGUUGUCACUGGAAUUCCGCUGGAUGGGAAGUGAGGGGAGAAGAGAUAAGGGGAACCAAGGGAUGGGC
Messenger RNA from Fusarium verticillioides 7600, 535 nucleotides. RefSeq lists its product as hypothetical. The record is from RefSeq and is a predicted model, not a curated record. The coding region runs from base 115 to 459 and encodes 114 amino acids. The transcript has a single exon. Lineage: Eukaryota; Fungi; Ascomycota; Sordariomycetes; Hypocreales; Nectriaceae.